Messenger RNA from Fraxinus pennsylvanica, 462 nucleotides. The record is from the annotation of a GenBank genome assembly. Lineage: Eukaryota; Viridiplantae; Streptophyta; Magnoliopsida; Lamiales; Oleaceae.
AUGGCUUCUUAUGUAAUACCAUAUAUGGGACUACUUGGAUAUGUGGGCACAAAUCCCAACAUCAACGGUUGUGUUACAAAGCGACUUUUGGCAGGACUAUUGGGAGUAGAAUCUGGACAGGAUGCAUACAUUAGAGGAUAUCUUUAUGAGCGCUCCAAAGAAGUUGUGCACCCAUACAAUCACACAGUAGCUGAUUUCACAAUCCAAGUUUCAAACUUGAGAAACCGGUUGGCAAUGUGUGGAAUCAAAGACGAAGGCGUCGUUGUACCACCACAACUCGGGGCAGAGAAUCGGACAGAAAGCAACUUAUUAUCUGCCGAUUAUAACUCCCUCUCCUACGGGAGGACUCCGGCAGAAAUUCUCAAAGUUUUGUACAGUACCGGUGAUGAGCACAUUCCCGGUGGAUUCUUUCCGGAGGGAGCCAAUGGAAAAAUAGCCCGGGAACUUCUCGAAGAGCCAUAG